AUGCUGUUCUGGUACCCCGCAGCAGCUCCCUCCGAGGAUUUCAACAGUGGAGGGGGGCGCGUGUUGAUGCGGGAUUCAAAAGGGAAAAGGCACCCUCGCCGGUUCGAACUUGGUUUGGGCCAUCUACUCCUCCUUCUCUCUCUCCCUCUCCCUCUCAGUUUCGGUUGCUUGCACAUCUACCUAGCCGUUGGCAUUCUCGUCGAACCAAUUCCUGUUUCCAAGUUUCCAAUCUUCACUUCCUCGAUCGCAGUACCACCCAGACAAGACUUCCAAAGAUGGCGCCACACACAGUCAACUGGGGCAUCAUGGCCACCGGCUGGAUCGCCGAGACCUUCUGCAAAGACCUCCUCACCAACCCGGCCUCCCGCGACGUGACCGACGUUGCCCAUCGCAUCGCCGCCGUCUCCUCAUCCCGCGAUGCCCAAAAGGCGCGAGACUUUGUCAAGAAGAUUGACGCUCCCGCCGAAACGACCGUCUACGGCUCCUACGCCGAGCUCGUCCGCGACCCGAACGUCGACAUCAUCUACGUCGCCACCCCGCACUCGCACCACUUCCAGAACGCUAUGCUCGCCCUCGACGCCGGCAAGCACGUCCUCUGCGAAAAGGCCCUGACCGUCACAUCCGAGCAGACGCGCAUCCUCGUCGAGACGGCCCGCGCCAAGAAGCUCUUCUUCAUGGAGGCCGUCUGGACCCGCUACUUCCCUCUCAGCAUCAAGGUGCGCGAGCUCAUCUCCAGCGGCGCCAUCGGCAAGGUCUACCGCACCACCGCCGACCUGUCCUUUAACAACUGCACCGAUGGCUCCGACAAGCUCUCGUUUGCCGACUCGCACCGCAUGGUCAACCCUGAGCUCGCCGGCGGCGCGCUCCUCGACCUGGGCAUAUACUCCCUGACCUGGCUGUUCCAGACGCUGUACCACCUGCAGCCCGAGAAGGAGUCCCCCGAGGUCCUGGCCUCGGUGCAGAAGUAUGCCGCCACCGGCGCCGACGAGUCGACCACCAUGAUCCUCAACUUCCCCAAGAACCAGCAGACGGGCAUCGCCACGACGUCGCUGCGCGUCGACACGGCACCCGACGGCAAGGGUAAUACGGCGCCCGCCAUCCGCAUCCAGGGCUCUAAGGGCGAGAUCCAGGUCGCCCACCCUGCGUUCCGUCCGCUCUCGUACAAGGUCGUCAAGAAGGGCGUCGACGAGGUCGAGGUCGUUGACUGCCCGAUCCCCACGGACGAGGCCCGCCAGUGGGGCCACGGCAUGUUCUGGGAGGCUGACGAAUGUGCUCGGUGCCUGCGCGACGGGAAGCUCGAGAGCGCCUCGCUGCCGCUGUCUGAGAGUCUCGUCAUCAUGGAGACGAUGGACAGCGCCAUCAAGCAGGGUGGCAUCCAGUACCCGGAGCUCAUCACCUCCCACGAGUUUGACGCCAAGAGCCCGCUGAACCUGGGCAAUGCUUGAUGCAGUAGGUCGUGAGGAAGAAAUACCAAGGGAAUUGACUUGUGAGGAAAGUACAUAGGAGCUUGUAUACAUGUAAUAAGCGGAAAGCAGACAUGUAUAUAAAUACCUGUGUAUAUCUGUAUGUAAGGGAACCCCGACCAUAAAUGGAGAGGGGGCCGCACGGUGACCCACUUCCGGGAGCCAGCUAUGGCCGGCCCGAGACGGCGGUUCGGGACGGGACGGCGUUGGGCGACGAGUACAACAAGCUAAGCGAUUUACGGUCCGCGACCGUUUCACGUCAAUGUCUCUCUUUCUGUG
Colletotrichum destructivum is the source of this 1742-nucleotide messenger RNA. RefSeq names its product Putative gfo/Idh/MocA-like oxidoreductase, NAD(P)-binding domain superfamily. The record is from RefSeq and is a predicted model, not a curated record. Gene Ontology annotation, molecular function: nucleotide binding. The transcript has 2 exons. Bases 276 to 1445 code for a protein of 389 amino acids. NCBI's taxonomy places the organism in Eukaryota, Fungi, Ascomycota, Sordariomycetes, Glomerellales, Glomerellaceae.